This is a messenger RNA of Adineta ricciae, 1149 nucleotides long. The record is from the annotation of a GenBank genome assembly. Lineage: Eukaryota; Metazoa; Rotifera; Eurotatoria; Adinetida; Adinetidae.
AUGUUAAUUAGAAGAAAUAAUUCGAACCUGAAUGAACCAGACCAUUCUUAUCAACAGAAAAAUCUGACGCGCAUGCAUUCAUAUCGAGCAAACUCGUUUCUUACAGUAAUACAUGCACUGAUUAUUAUUCCAUAUGAAUAUGUGAGACGGAUAACAACUCGGAUAAUCGUGGGAUUCAGUGAUCACAAUCGGUCGAAAUCUUCGAAAAAUAAAUAUUCGUACAGUUGUGAAAUCGGUUCCGUGAAAUACUAUCUCUACUGUGGUAUCAGUGGCUUAUUAAGUUGUGCUAUAACACAUACAGCAGUUGUGCCUUUGGAUUUGAUCAAAUGUCGUUUACAAGUAAAACCUCAGAAAUAUGAAAAUCUCAUCCAUGCGUUUCAAGUAACAAUUGCGGAGGAAGGUAUCUUUAGUCUAACGAAAGGUUGGGCGCCAACAUUCAUUGGUUACUCAUUACAAGGCUUCGGAAAAUUUGGUUUCUAUGAAAUCUUAAAGAAUUUUUACAGUGUUGUCCUUGGUGAACAAAAUGCUUAUCUUUAUCGAACCUUAGUGUAUUUAUUAGCGAGUGCAUCGACAGAAUUUCUUGCUGAUGUUGCUUUAGCACCGUGGGAGGCUAUCAAAGUGCGUAUUCAAACACAAGAUAAUUGGGCAUCGACAUUACAGCAAGGUUUACCGAAAUUCUACGCCGAAGAAGGCCUCGCAGGUUUGUACAAAGGUCUUGUACCAUUAUGGCUUCGUCAGAUUCCGUAUACCAUGAUGAAAUUCGCGUGUUUUGAACGAACUAAAGAAGUGCUUUACAAAUAUCUUUUACGGAAACGUCGUGAACGACGGACAAAGAAGGAAGAACUCGGGAUAACCUUCCUAGCUGGAUAUAUAGCUGGUAUAUUUUGUGCAAUUAUCAGCCAUCCAGCUGACACGAUUGUAUCCAAGUUAAAUAACGAAAAAGGUUUGGGUUUGUUCGAUGCAAUACGACGUGUUGGCUUCGCCGGUAAUGAGUUGAAGUAUAAAUGUACAAAACUUGACUAUUCUCGCGCGUAUUUAGGAUUAUGGAAGGGACUUGGGCCACGCAUUUUUAUAGUGGGAACAUUGAGUGCUAUUCAGUUGUUCUUUUAUGAUACGGCGAAAGUCAUACUCGGUGUGCCACGAAUGUGA